AGCCGCCGCGGGUGAGAGCGGACACUGACUGACUGACCGGGUAAACUCCCCCCCGUGGGGGCGGCGGCGGCGGCGGCGGCGGCUCGGCGGUCGAGGGAAGGUUGCUGCGCAUAGUUCGGGCCGGUGAGCGCUGAGUUGCCAAGGCACCUCUGUCUAUAUGUGUUGCACCAAAUGUUGGAAAAAUGACAGAUGACAGAGAUGUACUACGGGACGUUUGGUUUGGGAGAAUACCGACCUGCUUCACGCUGUCUCAGGAUGAAAUAACGGAGAGAGAGGUCGAACCUUACUAUCUGCUUCUACCAAGGGUCAGCUACCUGAUGCUCGUCACGGACAAAGCUAAAAAACACUUCCAGAAAGUUAUGAGACAAGAGGAUGUGGGAGAGAUGUGGUUUGAAUAUGAAGGUGCACCUCUGAAGUGGCAUUAUCCCAUUGGCUUACUCUUCGAUCUGCAUGCGUCGAACGCUGCACUGCCGUGGAACGUUAUAGUUCACUUUAAGAAUUUUCCCGAAACUGAAAUACUUCAUUGCCUCACGAAAGACGCGGUCGAGGCUCAUUUUAUGUCUUCCAUUAAAGAAGCUGAUGCCUUAAAACACAAAAGUCAAGUCAUCAAUGAGAUGUUGAAAAAGGAUCACAAGCAGCUUUGGAUGGGCUUACAAAAUGAUAAAUUUGACCAGUUUUGGGCCAUCAAUCGAAAACUUAUGGAGUACCCGACAGAGGAAGGCGGAUUCCGGUACAUUCCAUUUCGGAUAUAUCAGCCUCUAAACGAGCGACCAUUCAUUCAGAAGCUUUUUCGUCCAGCCAGCACAGAAGGACAGCCACAUAAUCUUGGUGACUUGUUGAAAGAAUUGGUUCCUAUCAGUGUAACGUCUGAAGAUAUGGAGAAGCAAUAUCAAGUCGUGAUCCACGGGAUUGAACCGAUGCUGGAAACGCCUUUGCAGUGGCUCAGUGAGUAUCUGAGCUACCCAGACAAUUUCCUGCACAUUAGCAUCAUCCCCGUGCCCAGAGACUGAGGGGGCGAGCAACACGAUGGGAGAGCGAAGCCCGCCCGCGCCCCUUGCCCCCGGACUUGCCUCAGCGGGUGCCGCUUCCCACUUCCGCGGGAGCCUGUCGGAUAGCAGCUUGAGCCGGAACUACCAGCCGCUCGCUGCAAGCCGUGACGGGAAGAGGUCCCCAGCGCCAGAUGAGGGUCCGAGUUUGUAUCGCCACCAUAAACCUGCUAUUGUCGUCAAAAUACUCAACUGCAACCCGAACACUUUCCCAAGCCACUUGUUGUCACGUUUCUUCGUGGAAGGCAGAGCGUGAUAUUUUCGAAGGCUCCAAGCAACGGAAACAUGUCGCACUUGAUUUCUGAUGAGCAAAUCAUCGGGGGGGGGGGGGGGAGGGUCUAUCCAAAAGUGACGGUCAUUUUAAUUGCAGAACGAGAGGAUGGAAGGACACGUCGUUGCUUCCCAAAGGAUAUGCUGCCUCUCACAAUAACAAAUUCUUCAAGAUUUGCAGAUAUGGUUUGCAGAUUUGCCAUCAUUUGUUUUUUUUCUCUCUCGAAUACUCGACCACUCUCUCCCUUCGUUCCUACCUCCUUAAGGGCCUGUCCCACCAGCAUGCAAUUGCAUGCGUCUAGCGCGACCAAACGUGGUCGUUUGAGGCGU
Amblyraja radiata (thorny skate) is the source of this 1646-nucleotide messenger RNA. RefSeq names its product ATG5 autophagy related 5 homolog (S. cerevisiae) (gene atg5). Bases 183 to 1010 code for a protein of 275 amino acids. Gene Ontology annotation, molecular function: Atg8-family ligase activity. The record is from RefSeq and is a predicted model, not a curated record. Lineage: Eukaryota; Metazoa; Chordata; Chondrichthyes; Rajiformes; Rajidae. Gene Ontology annotation, cellular component: mitochondria-associated endoplasmic reticulum membrane contact site; phagophore; phagophore assembly site membrane. The transcript has 8 exons. Gene Ontology annotation, biological process: cellular response to nitrogen starvation; protein lipidation involved in autophagosome assembly; autophagy of mitochondrion.